UGAAAGCCGAGCUUGGCUCUAUAGGAAGUGAACGGUCUUCAAGGGAACAACAGCAACAAUCCUCUCUGACGAGUUGUCCUGGAUCAUCUGGCGUUGUGGACCAACAUCAGCAGCAUCUUCUAUCCGAAGAACAUCAGCUUCUAGCCGAGAAGGAGUCGCUAGCAGCUGAAUUUGCUGAAGCGACGAAAGAAAGGGAAGCUUUGCAAGCUGAGCUAAAUAGCAAAAAAGAAGAACUAGAAGACCAAGAGGAGAUGCUGCGUCGCAGAGAAGACGAACUAGUGGCAUUGCGAAGGGAAGUAGAUCCAUUGCGAGACGAAGUAGAGCGCCUGUCGCACCAUUCGUCGUCGAAGUUAUGGAACGGAAUGGUUUCCUUCGUCUACUGGAAUAAAAGUCCCUACAGUACUAGGUAAAGGCAUUUUUACACUCCAAAAGCACUCGUAGAAAUGUUGUCAGUACUGCCACACUCUAAGCCCUGACAGCAGAGGCGCGCACUCCCCCACUCACGACAGUACUGGUAGUGGAGCCCGUUCGCCAAGCAUCGGACGAAAGUCACCAGAAGCAGCGAAGGCUGGUGCGUUGUUUUUUUCUAGCUUUUGAGGCUCUGAAGAACUACAGGAAUCACCUUACUCAAGCUAAAAUGGACAAGUGCAGCGUCAGCGUGAAGAAUGAUAGCUGCUCUGUUACCCUUCCAGAGAAGCAUGACUCUAAAAUUGCAGCUGAGUUUCUCCUUCUCCACACGUCCCUAUCCCUGCAACCCUAAUCCCCGCUUCAAGAUGCAGCGUCCCUAAUCGUUUACGCACGACAACUUUAUCGGAUGUGUUGCGUCUGAAUGUAGUCGAUAAAAAAGGACAACUUGUACUACCUCUCUUUUCCGCUCCGGUUUCCCACAUCUCGUUUAUGUCUGUCCUCUCAGUUCCAUCUUCCCACGACUCAUCUCCAACCCCACACACACUUGCUUGAGUCCACCGCCACGACCGCUACCUCUCCCUUCUACAUCCUCGCUCCACCCCACACCAGCCUCUUCACCGGGUCACGACAUUCAAGAAGUGGAGAAAUUGAAGGCGGACCUAUUAACUCAAGAGGAGGAAAACGCGAAAUUGAGGGCAGCCGCGAAGACGCUCUUGGAAGAGAAUGACGAGUUGAAAGAGCGAGAGGUAUUCUAGUUUUUUUGGAACGGAACCGUGCAACAAAAACUUUCCGGACUUCUGUUUCCUCUGGGUGAAGUCAGUAAUCAACUGAGUGACGUCAUGAUGAUCUUGUAUUCUCCACCCACACUCCUGACUCCACGCCACCGUACUACAGCUCCCCGAGGGCGAGCAAUACAAGAAGCUUUACCACCGAUGCCAGAGCAAACAAGAGGAGAUCCAGCUCCUCCGCCUCACCAUCCAAAGCAAAGAGGAAGCGCUUGCGCUCACACUAGAGGAAACGACAAGACUUCAACCCAAAAUCCAGACGCUAGAAGAUGAGAAGGCAGCAGCGGUGGAAACUUUAGCACAACGGGACGCAGAAUAUACGAAACUACUGGACUUGUGGAAGAAGGCGGAGGAAAGUACUCACUAAUUUUUUUUGAAGAUGAUUCAUUUUUUUGAUUUUUUGAGCUAGAAUUAAAGCACCUGCUACACCCGUACUAGCCAUUUUGGCCCAAGGCUUCGUCCUUGUUGCCCGUGAUCCAUUUCCAACAGAGAGACACGACUUGUUCUACAGCGCUAAAGAUAGAAUUAACGCACCUGCUACACCUACAACCCCGACCGAUCACUGGCACAUCAUGAUAAUCUCCAUAGCACCCUCCAAACCGAACCUUCAGAUACCUCAGGCGGAGUGCCUGCUGACUCCGGUCAGCAACUCGCUUCCUUGCUCGAGGAAAAGCAGAAGGAGGUCCAACGACUUCAAAAACGCGUCAACAAUACGAUUGAUAAGGAGUAUGUAAGUCACUUGCUGCUAAAAUUCCUUUCCGCAGAGCAGGAAUCUCGUUUGGAGAUGGCCCGACUACUAGCUGGCAGUCUAGACUGGGAUAGGGCAAGGAUGGCACAGUUGCUGAAGGUAACUGGGUCUGGAUAGGCUGAACCAUCUUCCAAGUGCUGACUGAAUGAAGAAGUAGCACGAUGGAUGCUAUGUUGGUCACCUAUCCUCGUCUAUGGUGUAAUAAAGAAUAUCCUACCAGUAGAGUUGUACUCGACGAACCUGAUUUUAGACUUGAUUUCAACCCUGAAAAAUCGGAUUUUUCUCAUGCAAGAAAUCUCACCUUGUUACGAAGAUUCAUCAAUGACAUCUUUCAAUUUUUCUGGAGUCUUUUUCUCAAUCUUGAUGUAUUAUAGAAGCAGAUUGACAGUGAUUGCUGCUGAACAAAGACAUCCCCUAAUCCAAAUAAGCUUUCCCUAAACAUCAUCCAAGAUGUUAGAAUAUCAAGCGCGUUCAUGCUGCGAGGACCUAUGGAGUGUCUUCA
This is a messenger RNA of Amoebophrya sp. A25, 2443 nucleotides long. NCBI's taxonomy places the organism in Eukaryota, Dinophyceae, Syndiniales, Amoebophryaceae. The record is from the annotation of a GenBank genome assembly.